Molecule: messenger RNA, 381 nt
Organism: Pelobates fuscus (common spadefoot toad)
Lineage: Eukaryota; Metazoa; Chordata; Amphibia; Anura; Pelobatidae
Product: histone H4-like
Exons: 2
Coding region: 1-381 (126 amino acids)
Biological process (GO): nucleosome assembly
Cellular component (GO): nucleosome
Molecular function (GO): structural constituent of chromatin; protein heterodimerization activity; DNA binding
Source: RefSeq, a predicted model, not a curated record
AUGAAUCCUGUAAUCCCAGCAUCUAGUGCUCGAAAAGAUUACACAGGAAUGUAUCUUGUCGAAAGAAGAGCAGAACCAUGUCUGGCAGAGGCAAAGGGUCUCGGAAAAGGUGGCGCUAAGCGUCACAGGAAGGUUCUUCGUGACAACAUCCAGGGCAUUACCAAGCCUGCAAUUCGUCGCCUUGCUCGCAGGGGAGGCGUGAAGCGUAUUUCCGGCCUCAUCUAUGAGGAGACUCGCGGGGUGCUGAAGGUAUUCCUGGAGAACGUCAUCCGGGACGCCGUCACUUAUACCGAGCAUGCCAAGAGGAAGACUGUCACCGCCAUGGACGUAGUUUAUGCUCUUAAGCGCCAGGGCCGCACUCUCUAUGGCUUCGGAGGUUAA